CUGUGGCUUUUCUCCCGUCGGGAGAUUGUUAUAUUUUUUAUCUAAUUAUUUUUAUUAGGCAAUCGUUUUAACAGCGUACAAAUCGGUAUACGUAUUUAGUGUUUAAGGAUAGAUUUUAUUUACGUGAAGAGAUGGACGAUCCGAAUAGAAUGAUGGCGCACAGCGGCGGGCUGAUGGGUCCGCAAGGGUACGGGUUGGCCGGAGGAGAAGGCGCCCCGGCGGCCGGGGACGGCGAGGCACGCAAGCAGGACAUCGGCGAGAUCCUGCAACAGAUCAUGAACAUCACGGACCAGAGCUUGGACGAGGCGCAGGCUCGCAAGCAUACGCUCAACUGCCACAGGAUGAAGCCAGCACUCUUCUCGGUGCUGUGCGAAAUCAAGGAGAAGACGGUACUGUCACUCCGCAACACGCAAGAGGAGGAGCCUCCAGACCCACAGCUGAUGCGCUUGGACAACAUGCUGAUCGCUGAGGGAGUGGCCGGGCCAGAGAAGGGUGGCGGUGCGGGCGCCGCUGCCUCUGCCUCUGCUGCGGCUGGUGAAUGGGACAACGCCAUCGAGCACUCGGACUACCGCGCGAAGUUGGCGCAGAUCCGGCAGAUCUACCACCAGGAGCUGGACAAGUACGAGAACGCGUGCAACGAGUUCACCACACACGUGAUGAACCUGCUGCGCGAGCAGAGCCGCACGCGGCCCAUCACGCCCAAGGAGAUCGAGCGCAUGGUGCAGAUCAUCCACAAGAAGUUCAGCUCCAUCCAGAUGCAGCUCAAGCAGUCCACUUGCGAGGCGGUCAUGAUCCUGCGCUCCCGUUUCUUGGACGCCCGUCGCAAGCGCCGCAACUUCAGCAAGCAGGCGUCCGAGAUACUCAACGAGUACUUCUACUCGCACCUCUCCAACCCUUACCCCAGCGAGGAGGCCAAGGAGGAGCUCGCGCGCAAGUGUGGCAUCACCGUCUCGCAGGUGUCCAAUUGGUUCGGCAACAAGCGCAUCCGCUACAAGAAGAACAUCGGCAAGGCGCAGGAGGAGGCCAACCUCUACGCCGCCAAGAAGGCCGCCGACCUGUCCUGGAUCGGCGCAGCGCGCGAGCGCUCGCCCCCCGGCAGGGCUACUUCAAAUUACACGGCAGGCGCGUCCCCGUACUCGAUGGGCGCGGCGUCCGGCACGGCCACGCCCAUGAUGUCGCCGGCGCCCACGCAGGACUCCAUGGGCUACUCGCUGCCCGCGCCCGGCUACGACCAGCCGCAGCCCGGCUACGACGGCUCCAUGGGCUACGACCCCAUGCACCAGGACCUCUCGCCGUAGUCGCCAGGCUACGGACCUUAUUCACUUGCGCAGCUUCCACUGAAUUGCCAUUUACGUAACUCUACUCUAGGUCCUUAACGGCUCUCAAGCCCUAGCAUAGUACAUUGUAUACUGUAACUUAUAAUACUUACAAACUCACAUGUAGCGUGCUAUUUUUGGAAAGACAUUUAAUUUCACCUUGUCUCACGUUCGAUCCGACAGUGUCCAGUAUUUAUUUGUUUAGUUUCGGACACAAAAAGUACUUAAAAACGUAUUUGUACCUCAAUUGUACUGUAAAUGGUUGAUGCGUGGACUCUCAUGCACAGGCCGUCCUUGAGUGGCACUUCCGUGUUCGAAAAUUACCGAACAAUGUGACUAUGGUCUCCCGGCUUUGACAAUUUAUCGCACUUUUCUGAUCCAAGACGGAAUUGUUGAAAUAGCCUUCUCAUUUAUACUAGGAAUGUAACAGAAAAUUAUUAGUGUCAGCUGUGAAUUAUCGACGUUGUGUAAUAGGUGACCAGUAUCCCUUUUUCUUCUAAACAGAUUAGAUUCGCAGGCUUUUUAUUUUAUAUACACGCUGCAUAAAAUUAUCAAAUCGUGGUGAUGUUACAAUUUUAAUCAACUCAUGAUAGACUCAUGAUUGUAAGAAACAGUGUGAACAAAACAAAUCAAAUAAUAAGAGCUGGGAUCAAGCCAGGAAACCAGUUCUAGGAACCUAAAUGUUUGCUUACAAGGACCUGCGUCUUAUGUUAUGACAAUUAUUUUGUCUAUUGACUAACGGAAGUGCCACGAAUAGUCCUUUAUUAUGGUAUUAUUUUUAUUUCGACCAGUGAAAUCAGAAAUUAUUGGAAGUUAUUAUUUGGCAGUAUUAGUAGUAAUCACUACGGAUGGGGUCGUUUCAUUUUGUCUUUCUCUACGGUGGAUAUGAUACGAUAUGUAGAUUUAAGCUAUCUUAUAGUUAGUAAGUGUUCGGAUAUUUUGUGCUGACGCGGCGAUGCGGUGGAGUAGUGGGGCUGACUAUAUUUAUACAACUACCAAUACGGUAACCACCUUUUUUACAAACCUUAUUUUGUUCAAGAUGUCGAUCCGACAAUAGAUACUGAAAUGUCUAUACUAGAGUAUAUAAAAAACUUAUUUUUAGGUUACUAAAAAUAUACAACAAAUAAUUAAAUAUACGCUUGCAUUUACUUAGUUAACUGCCUAGACUGAAUUACUAUCAAAUAUAAAUAAUGCAAUUUUUGUGAACAGGGUUUACUCUAUUCAUAGGGUUACCCUAUUCAUAUAUCCGGUUGCUCCACCGCACGCGAUGUCUUCUAUUUGUGUGCAAUUUGAAAGCGUACUAUAUUCACUAGAGCAUUUGCAAUGUCUCGAUAUGCCAAGGCAAUAGUUCAAAACAUGGGAAAAAAGUAAAGUUGCAUAAAAAUUGUGCAUUUUGCUUCAUUACCAGAUUCAAAUAUCGAGUAGGCUCGCUUUAUCACUAUAUUUAUAUUUUGUUUUUGUUGAUUGCCGCUAUGAUGUAGUACAUAAUAGUUCAGCGUCGUAUUUCCUCGGAAACGUUCGUAUUUGUCAGGCUAGUUCGGUCGACGUUAGUGCUUCUUGUACUGAGACUGUAAUUGAAUGACUCGUUUGUGAGUUUCCGUGAAAAUACGAAGGAGAAACAUUUACU
Molecule: messenger RNA, 2943 nt
Organism: Leguminivora glycinivorella
Lineage: Eukaryota; Metazoa; Arthropoda; Insecta; Lepidoptera; Tortricidae
Gene: exd
Product: homeobox protein extradenticle
Exons: 9
Coding region: 132-1298 (388 amino acids)
Biological process (GO): regulation of transcription by RNA polymerase II; embryonic organ development; animal organ morphogenesis
Cellular component (GO): nucleus
Molecular function (GO): RNA polymerase II cis-regulatory region sequence-specific DNA binding; DNA-binding transcription factor activity, RNA polymerase II-specific
Source: RefSeq, a predicted model, not a curated record